Molecule: messenger RNA, 1036 nt
Organism: Panicum virgatum (switchgrass)
Lineage: Eukaryota; Viridiplantae; Streptophyta; Magnoliopsida; Poales; Poaceae
Product: dirigent protein 22-like
Exons: 4
Coding region: 323-865 (180 amino acids)
Source: RefSeq, a predicted model, not a curated record
GGUACUUAUAUUUUGUCAAUAUAGCAUUCAUACUGCUGGGGUUUGGUACUCAACACGUGCCCCCUCAACAAUAUAGCAAUUUUAUCUAUCUCGAAAUCUGCCGGCUUAGGUACUCAUAGGUGUAUGUGUGAGCGUCUGCAUUCAUACUAUUUUUCUACAAAAAAUAUCUCCUCAGCCAAUGUAUUAAGUUGAACUGCAUCUAGCUCAAACAUUCUAUAAAUACAGCCCCCGACUGCCUAUCUCCCACACAGUUCUCAAGCGAGAAGCUACAACAAUCCUUUCCUUGGCAACUCUGCCCUCCUAAGAGCCAAUAACCCUGGCCAUGGCUACUCCCUACUUCACAAUCGCUCCUUGCCAGUAUGUCCUCUGCCAAAAUGAGGUUACCAUGAAGUUGUAUUUGCACCAAGUCGUGCAAGGACAACCCAACCAAAACCAAGUAGCGAUAGUUCCCUCCAACCAACCUGCUGGGUUUGGUACCAUCGCAGUUAACGAUUGGACUGUAAUCGAUGGACCUAACCCCAAUGCAAAGAUUGUGGCACGUGCAAAAGGCAUGCAUAUCCAGGCUGAUCAAGCCAAUGCUGGGUGGUACACUUCUCUCCUCAUAAUAUUUGAGGAUGGCAGGUUUAAGGGAUCCUCGCUUCAGGCUCUGGGAAUCACAGCAUCGACAGGUGAAUUUGCAAUUAUUGGUGGUACUGGGGAAUUUAAGAUGGCCCGUGGUACUAUCAAGUACAACAUAGUCCUGAACACCCCCAACGUUGAGAGUAUCAGGGAGCUCAAUAUUCAGGCAUUCUAUACUCCAGAAACUCCUCCAGCUGCCCAGGGUGCAAUUACUAUUGUGAAUGCAACGGGCCAGGCUCCCGAUUGAGCAAAAUGGAAAACUCCUGCAAACAUGAAUACCUAUGACUUGUGUUGCCAUAUCCUGGAAACUGUCUGCCACCCUUUCUCAUUUUCCAUUCACAAUAAUACUUGGACCUCCGGCGAGGGAUUGUGAACAUCCCACGUCCAAGUACUGCAGCCUGUCUGCUGUUGCUGUUUU